Messenger RNA from Arabidopsis lyrata subsp. lyrata, 603 nucleotides. RefSeq names its product chloride conductance regulatory protein ICln. NCBI's taxonomy places the organism in Eukaryota, Viridiplantae, Streptophyta, Magnoliopsida, Brassicales, Brassicaceae. The transcript has 4 exons. Bases 120 to 437 code for a protein of 105 amino acids. The record is from RefSeq and is a predicted model, not a curated record.
GCUUCUUCAAUUGCUUCUUGGAUCUUCGCAUUCCUUCUGUGAUUUCGUUUCUAGAACUAAGCUCUUUCCAAUUUCCAAGAGUAACAUUCAAGAUAUGGUUCAAUCCCCUUGAAUUGUCAAUGAUUCAUUUGCUUACUUCGAUAGUACUGUGGGGUUUUUCGGAUUCAACAUUUAGUGAAACACUCUGCAAUGAUGGUUUUACGGUGCACCGGAAGGCAUUUUACUACUCAUGUUGUGUGUAUCUUUUGAUUUCACAAGAAAAAGAAGAAAGUGGACAUAAUUGGGUGUUUAGUGCUGAUCAGAUGGAUGUUCGUGGAGGAGCACAUGAAGAUGCAGAAUGGCAAAUAUCUCAGAGUCCGACAAGUGUAAUUGGUCAUUCCAAUGGAGAUGAAGGUCUUGCUCAGCCUAUGCUCGAUUGUGAAUUGGCUACUUCAUGAAAUUAUAUCAUCAAGAAAGUCUAAAUGAUCUUAAAUUGAGAGUGGAGGACGUAAUUAUAAUAUCAAUCUUCAAAAUCUAUUCAAUUAAGAAAUCACAAGAACUUGGGUUUCACUACAACAAAAACAUUUGUUUAUGCAACUCAAAAGGAGUGUAGUUACAAAAACA